Panicum virgatum (switchgrass) is the source of this 1128-nucleotide messenger RNA. Its product is annotated as putative nuclease HARBI1. Lineage: Eukaryota; Viridiplantae; Streptophyta; Magnoliopsida; Poales; Poaceae. Bases 24 to 758 code for a protein of 244 amino acids. The record is from RefSeq and is a predicted model, not a curated record. The transcript is spliced from 2 exons.
CAAGAGACCGACAGUUUAGAACCAUGCAUUCGAGACUGGACAACCGUAGGUUUUAUCCCUACUUCAAGGAUUGUAUUGGGGCAAUUGAUGGCACUCAUGUUCCCUGUGUUGUCUCCAAAGAUCUUGUGAAUCAGUACAUGUGCCGUAAAAACUUAACAACCCAAAAUGUCAUGGCCUGCUGCGACUUCGACUUGAUAUUCACAUUUGUCAAUGCUGGUUGGCCUGGUUCAGUUCAUGACAUGAGGGUAUUUGAUGAUUCGAUGAAUAAGUUUGGACAUGUGUUUCCUCACCCACCUACAGGGAAGUUUUAUCUGGUAGACUCCGGGUAUCCCAACCGUCCAGGGUACCUUGCGCCGUACAGGACCACAAGGUACCAUCUCGAAGAGUUUCAAAACGCAGAAGAACCACAAGGUAAAGAAGAGUUGUUCAACUACGCACACUCCUCACUUAGAAACUGCAUUGAGCGAGCCUUUGGAGUGCUCAAGCAAAAGUUUAGGAUAUUGAUGGGUAUCCCGAGUUAUAAUCUACAAACACAAACACAUAUAGUAGUUGCUUGCAUGGCACUUCAUAACUUCAUCAGGUUGAGUCAAGAAAGGGACCGACACUUUGCUCGUUGUGACCGUGAUCCAAACUAUGUGCCGGUUGCUGCUUCCGUAGAACAGCCACCAACUGAGGAAGCGCCUGUUGUGUUAGAUAACCAACAGAUGAACGAAUUUCGUGAUUUGAUUGCAUUUCAAAUGUUUCAUGGCGGCCAAUAAAUGUGUGUUCAAAUGCAUGGGCACUCAAUUAAAUCAUGUAUUUGUAGUUGUAAUUUUAUGAGGACUUGUUUUUUUCCACUCGGUUUUUGUAAGGGUUUGAAACAUUUUUUUAUGUUUGUAACAGUUUUGUAAUUUUUGUAACAGUUGUGUGUUGAAUAAAUUAUUUCCUUUGGCCCAAGGGCACGGCUGCAUGCUGCAUGCAGAGUGCGGGCCAUUUGCAACAGUUGCACGGGCCAUUUGCAUGCUGCAUGCAGAGUUCAAAACACCAUGCACGGCGGCAGUUUGGCCUGACAUCCAUCCAUCCACGCGGAGUGCAUGCAGAGUUCAGUCUUUUUUUAUCCUCUCAACUGCCGUCCAUCAUGAGGCCUGA